This is a messenger RNA of Micropterus dolomieu (smallmouth bass), 1131 nucleotides long. RefSeq names its product chemerin-like receptor 1. The transcript has a single exon. The record is from RefSeq and is a predicted model, not a curated record. The coding region runs from base 1 to 1131 and encodes 376 amino acids. Gene Ontology annotation, molecular function: complement receptor activity; G protein-coupled receptor activity. NCBI's taxonomy places the organism in Eukaryota, Metazoa, Chordata, Actinopteri, Centrarchiformes, Centrarchidae. Gene Ontology annotation, biological process: inflammatory response; complement receptor mediated signaling pathway; phospholipase C-activating G protein-coupled receptor signaling pathway. Gene Ontology annotation, cellular component: plasma membrane.
AUGACGGAGAUGAACGCUACCCCUUCCUAUGACAUCAAUGCAACAGAUGCCACUGGAAAAAAUGUCUCUUUGUAUGAAGAUGAUGACGAGUAUGAUGAGCAUGUUGAGCUGAGACAGUCUCUCAACAUCAUGUCCUUGAUUGUUUACUGCCUGGCCUUUGUUCUCGGUGUGCUCGGGAAUGGAGUGGUUAUCUGGGUGACCGGGUUCAAGAUGAAGAAAACAGUUAACACUGUUUGGUUCCUCAACCUUGCUGUGGCCGACUUCCUUUUCACAGCGUUCCUGCCCCUGAGUGUGACCUACACAGCUCUGGAUUUCCACUGGCCUUUCGGCAAGUUCAUGUGUAAGCUGAACAGCACUGUAAGCUUACUGAACAUGUUUGCCAGUGUCUACAUUCUGAUGGUGAUCAGCGUGGACAGAUGUGUGUCUGUGGUGUGGCCCGUCUGGGCCCAGAACCACCGAAGUGUACAGAAGGCGUCUUGCAUGAGUCUGGGUGUUUGGGUACUGGCUCUGAUUCUUAGCGCUCCAUACUUAAUCUUCAGGGACACUGGGCCAUCACGUAACAAUGAUGACAUCAUCAACUGCUUCAACAACUUUGCCUUUUCCAAUGAUUAUGAAACACCGUCUGUGAAUCAGCUACGUCAGUUUCGACAUCAGGCCAUGACCAUCACCCGCUUUCUCCUGGGAUUUGUUGUCCCCUUCACUGUCAUUGUCUCCUGUUAUGCUGUAAUUAUCCAUCGUCUCAGAAGAAACCGCACCCUGGCCAGCCAGUCAAGUCGCCCCUUUAAGAUCAUCGCUGCUGUUAUCACCACCUUUUUCCUGUGCUGGGCUCCUUAUCACAUCAUGGCUCUAAUUGAGUUGGUAAAUCACAUGGCUUCUAAUGCAAGUGAAACAUUAAACCAUGUCACCACUAUAGGGAUCCCUAUAGCCACCAGCCUGGCCUUUCUCAACAGUUGCCUGAACCCUCUGCUGUAUGUGUUCAUGGGCCAAGAUUUCAUGGAUAAAGUCCGCAAAUCCAUCCUGAAUAUGUUGGAGACUGCCUUCCAGGAGGUGGUCUCUCGCUCUUAUACUUACACAAACUCAAUGGUCACAAGUCAGAGCAAAGAAAAAUCCGUUUCUGAUGCCGAGGUAUAA